GCCCCAACCAGCCAGCAGACAGACAGAAAACCAAAAAAAAAAAAGAAAGAAAAAUCUUCUGCUCCCCGCAACGAGCAGCCAGCAGCAACGGUUGGCGAGGCGAUUGACCAACCGUGCAUCACAUCAUCCGCCUCACGGGCGUUGCCGCAAUUUCCCUGACCACCAGAAAACUAGCCCUUCCCUCUCCUUUACCCUUGCAUCGUCAAGGCCACACCAAAGCAGGGGCACACAGGCCGUGAGCACACGUCCCCGAGGCUUCCUGCAGCAACACGCACCGGGCGCUCCCACUCUCUGGCCCUUUCGCCACAACCACCACCACCACCACCACCAACAGCACCAACCAAACACCAGCACCAACAGCAGCACCAGCAGCGAGCCAUGGAGCUUCGCGUGGGUACCAAGUACCGCAUUGGCCGCAAGAUUGGCUUUGGCUCCUUUGGUGACAUCUACAUUGGCACAGACAUCACUACGGGCGAGGAGGUGGCCAUCAAGCUCGAGAACGUCUCCACCCCGCACCCGCAGCUCCAGUACGAGUCAAAACUCUACAAGAUCCUCCAGGGCGGCGAGGGCAUCCCGCAGCUCAAGUGGUAUGGCGUGGAGGGCGACUACAAUGUCAUGGUGAUGGAGCUGCUUGGGCCGAGCCUCGAGGACCUGUUCAACUUCUGCAACAGAAAGUUCUCCGUCAAAACCGUAUUGAUGCUCGCCGACCAAAUGAUCAAUCGCAUUGAGUACGUCCACAACCGCAACUUCAUCCAUCGUGAUAUCAAACCCGACAACUUCAUGAUGGGCCUCGCCAGGAGGGGUAACCUGGUGUAUCUGAUUGACUUUGGCCUGGCCAAGCGCUACCGCGACUCGCGUACGCAUGCGCACAUCCCCUACCGCGAGAACAAGAACCUCACCGGCACCGCCCGCUACGCCAGCAUCAACACCCACCUCGGCAUUGAGCAAAGUCGACGCGACGACCUGGAGUCGCUUGGCUAUGUCCUCAUGUACUUCAACCGCGGCAGCCUCCCCUGGCAGGGACUCAAGGUCAGCGCCGUGUUUGACGACAAGCCCAACUACUCGUACCUGCGCCAGCUCUUCCGCAACCUCUUCCACCGCGAGGGCUACAUCCACGACUACAUCUUCGACUGGACCAUCCAGAUCAAGGAGCAGCGCUCGCGCCACGGGGACGAGGCCAAGUCUGGCAAGUCUGGGCACCGCCACCGGGAGCGCCGGGCGUCGGCGGAGCAGCCCGUGCAGAAGCGCUCGUCGUUUGCACAGCACGACCGCCGCCGCGACAGGCCCUACGACGCAGACCCAAGGGUUGCACCCGGGUAUGCGCGCAACACGCCUGCAUCUGCGAUGCCCGGUGAUCGCCGCAGGGGCGACCGCAAGCACGGCAACUUCUGAUCCACCAACACCCAUCGCAGCUGUUUUGUCGGUGCACUUUGUUGUCGUCGUGUGUCUUCGCUCCCCUCCCUCCCCCCUCUUCCCGACUUGCCCUAUCCUUCUUUCCCCUCUUUUGAUCUCUGCAUGACAUGAUAAUGUGUAUCUGCUGCUCUUUGCCCGCCACCUCCCAUGUCUUUCCUGUCCUGUCUUUUCCAUCCCACCCUUCCCUUUCCUUUGCAUGUGUGUCUGUGUCUGUGUCUGUGUGUCUGUUGCUGCCUUCUCUUCGUUCUUGUCUAGGUCUCUCUGUGCAUGAUGCCAUGUGUGUCACGUUGCUGUGUACGUGGAUUGUUGCGUUGCGUGUGUCUGUCUGUCUGUCUGCCCUGCUUGCCUGCGUGCUUGCUUGCGUGUUUGUUUGGUGGAGCCAAGGAAAAAGAAAAGAACGAACGAACAA
Messenger RNA from Salpingoeca rosetta, 1822 nucleotides. Its product is annotated as CK1/CK1/CK1-D protein kinase. Gene Ontology annotation, molecular function: ATP binding; protein serine/threonine kinase activity. The transcript is spliced from 11 exons. The coding region runs from base 379 to 1392 and encodes 337 amino acids. Lineage: Eukaryota; Choanoflagellata; Craspedida; Salpingoecidae. Gene Ontology annotation, biological process: peptidyl-serine phosphorylation; endocytosis; signal transduction. The record is from RefSeq and is a predicted model, not a curated record. Gene Ontology annotation, cellular component: nucleus; cytoplasm.